AUGGCUUCUUGGAAAGCCUUUCUCGUCUCCCCCUUUCUCCUGUGGAAUCAAAGCAGAGGGGUGAGGUUGAUGUUCUUGCUACUGACUCUGCAUUUGGGAAACUGUGUUGAUAAAGCAGAUGAUGAAGAUGAUGAGGAUUUAACGGUGAACAAAACUUGGGUCCUGGCUCCAAAAAUCCAUGAAGGAGAUAUUACACAAAUUCUCAAUUCAUUGCUUCAAGGCUAUGACAAUAAACUCCGUCCAGAUAUAGGAGUGAGGCCCACGGUCAUUGAAACUGAUGUUUAUGUAAACAGCAUUGGACCAGUGGAUCCCAUAAAUAUGCUAACUUGCAGAAAGAUACAAUUGACGAUUAAUGCAGAAUGUUACCUUCAGCUUCAUAACUUUCCUAUGGAUGAACAUUCCUGUCCCUUGGAAUUUUCAAGCUAUGGAAGAAUAAGAGUGGUCUGUCAUUUUUCAUCUUCUAUUUUUCCCCCUCUUUCCAUAGGUAUCACUACAGUUCUGACGAUGACAACCCUGAGCACAAUUGCCAGGAAGUCCUUGCCAAAGGUCUCCUACGUGACUGCCAUGGACCUCUUUGUCUCCGUCUGUUUCAUUUUUGUGUUUGCAGCCUUGAUGGAGUAUGGAACUUUGCAUUAUUUCACCAGCAACCAAAAAGGAAAGACUACCAGAGACAGAAAGCUAAAAAGCAAGGCCUCGACAUCCCCUGGUCUCCAUCCUGGUUCCACUCUGAUUCCAAUGAACAGCAUUUCUGUGCCGCAAGGAGAAGAUGAUUAUGGGUACCAGUGUUUGGAGGGCAAAGAUUGUGCCAGCUUCUUCUGUUGCUUUGAAGACUGCAGGACAGGAUCUUGGAGGGAAGGAAGGAUACACAUCCGCAUUGCCAAAAUUGACUCUUACUCUAGAAUAUUUUUUCCAACAGCUUUUGCCCUGUUCAAUCUGGUUUAUUGGGUUGGCUAUCUUUACUUAUAA
Messenger RNA from Propithecus coquereli (Coquerel's sifaka), 966 nucleotides. It is a transcript of the gene GABRG1, whose product is annotated as gamma-aminobutyric acid (GABA) A receptor, gamma 1. Gene Ontology annotation, cellular component: postsynapse; synapse; GABA-A receptor complex. Gene Ontology annotation, molecular function: inhibitory extracellular ligand-gated monoatomic ion channel activity; transmitter-gated monoatomic ion channel activity involved in regulation of postsynaptic membrane potential; benzodiazepine receptor activity. Gene Ontology annotation, biological process: regulation of postsynaptic membrane potential; gamma-aminobutyric acid signaling pathway; chloride transport. NCBI's taxonomy places the organism in Eukaryota, Metazoa, Chordata, Mammalia, Primates, Indriidae. The record is from RefSeq and is a predicted model, not a curated record. The transcript is spliced from 7 exons. The coding region runs from base 1 to 966 and encodes 321 amino acids.